Molecule: messenger RNA, 1904 nt
Organism: Nomascus leucogenys (northern white-cheeked gibbon)
Lineage: Eukaryota; Metazoa; Chordata; Mammalia; Primates; Hylobatidae
Product: thyroid peroxidase-like
Exons: 8
Biological process (GO): response to oxidative stress; thyroid hormone generation
Cellular component (GO): membrane
Molecular function (GO): iodide peroxidase activity; heme binding; calcium ion binding
Source: RefSeq, a predicted model, not a curated record
GUCCGGGAGGUUGACAAGACAUGUCAUUCAAGUUUCAAAUGAGGUUGUCACAGAUGAUGACCGCUAUUCUGACCUCCUGAUGGCAUGGGGACAAUACAUCGACCACGACAUCACGUUCACACCACAGGCACCAGCAAAGCUGCCUUCGGGGAGGGCUGACUGCCAGAUGACUUGUGAGAACCAAAACCCAUGUUUUCCCAUACAACUCCCGGAGGAGGCCCGGCCGGCCGCGGGCGCCGCCUGUCUGCCCUUCUACCGCUCUUCGGCCGCCUGCGGCACCGGGGACCAAGGCGCGCUCUUCGGGAACCUGUCCGUGGCCAACCCGCGGCAGCAGAUGAACGGGUUGACCUCAUUCCUGGACGCGUCCACCGUGUAUGGCAGCUCCCCGGCCCUGGAGAGGCAGCUGCGGAACUGGACCAGCGCAGAGGGGCUGCUCCGCGUCCACGCGCGCCUCCGGGACUCCGGCCGUGCCUACCUGCCCUUCGCGCCGCCACGCGCGCCUGCGGCCUGUGCGCCCGAGCCCGGCAUCCCCGGAGAGACCCGCGGGCCCUGCUUCCUGGCCGGGGACGGCCGCGCCAGCGAGGUCCCCUCCCUGACGGCGCUGCACACGCUGUGGCUGCGCGAGCACAACCGCCUGGCCGCGGCACUCAAGACCCUCAACGCGCACUGGAGCGCGGACGCCGUGUACCAGGAGGCGCGCAAGGUCGUGGGCGCUCUGCACCAGAUCAUCACCCUGAGGGAUUACAUCCCCAGGAUCCUGGGACCUGAGGCCUUCCAGCAGUACGUGGGUCCCUAUGAAGGCUAUGACUCCACCGCCAACCCCACUGUGUCCAACGUGUUCUCCACAGCCGCCUUCCGCUUCGGCCAUGCCACGAUCCACCCGAUGGUGAGGAGGUUGGACGCCAGCUUCCAGGAGCACCCCGAUCUGCCUGGGCUGUGGCUGCACGAGGCCUUCUUCAGCCCAUGGACACUCCUCCGCGGAGGUGGUUUGGACCCACUAAUACGAGGCCUUCUUGCAAGACCAGCCAAACUGCAGGUGCAGGAUCAGCUGAUGAAUGAGGAGCUGACGGAAAGGCUCUUUGUGCUGUCCAAUUCCAGCACCUUGGAUCUGGCGUCCAUCAACCUGCAGAGGGGCCGGGACCACGGGCUGCCAGGUUACAAUGAGUGGAGGGAGUUCUGCGGCCUGCCUCGCCUGGAGACCCCCGCUGACCUGAGCACAGCCAUCGCCAGCAGGAGCGUGGCCGACAAGAUCCUGGGCUUGUACAAGCAUCCUGACAACAUCGAUGUCUGGCUGGGAGGCUUAGCUGAAAACUUCCUCCCCAGGGCUCGGACAGGGCCCUUGUUUGCCUGUCUCAUUGGGAAGCAGAUGAAGGCUCUGCGGGAUGGUGACUGGUUUUGGUGGGAGAACAGCCACAUCUUCACGGAUGCUCAGAGGCGUGAGCUGGAGAAGCACUCCCUGUCUCGGGUCAUCUGUGACAACACCGGCCUCACCAGGGUGCCCGUGGAUGCCUUCCAAGUCGGAAAAUUCCCUGAAGACUUUGAGUCUUGUGACAGCAUCCCUGGCAUGAACCUGGAGGCCUGGAGGGAAACCUUUCCUCAAGACGACAAGUGUGGCUUCCCGGAGAGCGUGGAGAAUGGAGACUUUGUGCACUGUGAGGAGUCUGGGCGGCGCGUGCUGGUGUAUUCCUGCCGGCACGGGUAUGAGCUCCAAGGCCAGGAGCAGCUCACCUGCACCCAGGAAGGAUGGGAUUUCCAGCCUCCCCUCUGCAAAGAUGUGAACGAGUGUGCAGACGGCGCCCACCCCCCCUGCCACGCCUCCGCGAGGUGCAGAAACACCAAGGGCGGCUUCCAGUGCCUCUGUGCGGACCCCUAUGAGUUAGGAGACGAUGGGAGAACCUGCAUAG